CUUAAUAUGUAAAUGUAAGAAAUGUAAUGUAAAUGUACUUUAUUAUCCAAUGCAGCUAAAGGCCAAUCUCUAUGAAUCACUGAGGAUUAAAUUACAGAUGAUGGAAGUUAACAUUUCCUUAAACGGGAUCUUUCUGCUGGCUGCUCUUCAAGGUUGGUUCCCAGGAUCAGAGUGUCAGGAUUAUUACGCUUACCUCCCACAGUACAUGAAAGCACUGAAGGGAUCCUGUGUGGAGAUCCCCUGCAAAUUCAAUAUGGAGACUACAGACUUCCAACUGGUUUGGUACAUGGAUGAAUAUGGAUCUGACCCCCAAAUCUUCAAUAAUAAAAACCCAUCCAAUAUAAUUGAAUCAUUUAGAGAUAGAACUUUCCAGGUGGAGAAUAAGUCAAACAGCUGCUCCUUGAGGAUUGAUGAUGUGAGACACAGUGAAACGUAUUAUCCGUGUAUAAAUGGGAAUAUAAACUGUAAUCUGGUCAAAGGAUAUAAUAAAGUCCAGGUUCAGGUCUCAGAUACCCAAGAUAAGCCAGUACUAAAGUUGCCCACCAAUCUGACUGAAGAUAAACCUGCCCGUAUCACCUGCUCUGUACAACACACCUGUACCCACAAUCCCCCUGUACUUGAAUGGAACAAAGUAGGCUUCAAUAAAAGAGAGUGGAGAGAAGAACUUGAGGAAGGAGUCUGGAGAUUUGUACAUGAAAUGGAUUAUAUCCCGACCUAUCAGGAUCAUGGCUCUCCCAUUAUUUGCAAAUCUAAAUAUCGAUCAGGACAAGUCUCACAAGAAACAGUCACCUUAGAUAUUACAUAUCCUCCAAAAGAUGUUGUGAUUACUAAACUUGAUGAUAUGAAGAAAAUAAAAGAAGGAGAACAAGUGACUUUACAAUGCAACAGCAAUGCCAACCCUCCUGCUCAGUAUUAUACCUGGUACUGCAUUAAGAGAGAAGGGAAGGAGGAGCUAAAAGAACACGGCGAGAAGAUAACUGUGACUAUAAACUGGGAGAAUGCGAAGUAUUCCUGCUCUGCAAGGAACAAGUUGGGAAAAGAUGAAUCUACCAUAAAGGAUCUGCGCUUGUUCUUGUAUGCCAAAGUUGUCCAAAUGGGAGGAAAACAAACGUUCAUAGGAGACGUUCUGAAGCUUGAAUGCCUCUUCUUAAUGGGCAGCCCAUCAUCAACCCAGUACAGCUGGUAUAGGAAUGGAAUUUCCUUUAACAAUGAGACACAGAGAACACUGACAAUAUUCAAUGUUAAGGAAUUUCAUUCUGGGAACUACAGCUGUAAUGUGCACUUCCAGGAUGGAAAUUUCUCUUCCCUAAUACUUACUGUUACAGUCACACAGGCAGUUUCUGGUAACAUCUUCAUUCCGUUGAUUGCUUUACUCAUUUUCCCGAUUUUUUGCUGUAUUUUUAGAACAAAACGUCACCACAGAAGCAAAAAUAUGGAAUCAGAGGUUCGUGAAGCCACCUACACUGACUUAAUUCAGAGAGACGCAUCUGCAGAAUAUUCUGAAUUUGAGGUUGCUGAGACUACAGACAAUCCCUACGCUGCAUUACAGAAGCCCAACACUGACACAUAUGAGGAAAUCAAGCCCCCACGUGGCCAGCACCACAAAUAGCAUGAAAGAAAAUUGAGGGAGUUUCAGAUAUCUACAGUAUUAUGUGGAGAAAGUGAAGAUUCAAUGGAAGGAGAAGACUCUAAUGAUCAAAACCUUGUUUCUAAUCAUUGGGCAGUAACAAUGUAAAAUGCACUGGUACCUGAUCAAUUGGCUCUUUUGUUUUAUUAUUUGUUUUAUUAUUUCUUUUAUUAAGAGUUGUAGAUUCAAAA
Molecule: messenger RNA, 1818 nt
Organism: Xenopus laevis (African clawed frog)
Lineage: Eukaryota; Metazoa; Chordata; Amphibia; Anura; Pipidae
Product: B-cell receptor CD22-like
Exons: 10
Coding region: 50-1609 (519 amino acids)
Source: RefSeq, a predicted model, not a curated record